UAUCUUGCGCAAACAUAUCGAUUUGUGUGUAUUUUUUUUACAAAAUAUUUAUGUAAAUUAACAAAAGUACAAAAAAACUCAUCGGUGAUUUUUGGAGGAUCCGUAGGCUCAUAAAUAAAUAAGUGAAUAAAUAAAUACUCUCGAUGAAUUAUCGAUGUGAUAAUAAGCUAUCUUUCAUUAUAAUUUUUUUAAAUUCACGUACCUACUUCAUUCUGUAAAAAUUCAGGAACAUAGAACGGGUUUUGUCGGCAACACAUAACGGUAGCAGUAGAAAUGUGAGAUGCUCAUUACUCGUUUAACACAAGGACAUUCGCAGUUGUCUGCAUUGUUGUAUUCCACAGAUUAACCGGGGAAUGUUCGCAUGUAUCAUUCCUGUAAUGUUCAUUGUGGCUUGGCGAAGAGGGCGUAACUGAUAGCGUUUGAUGUUCGACAAGUCGGUUCCGAUGUAUUGUUUAUAUUUCGGUCACGUGUUUCAGUUCACGUGAUUGUGUUGUGGUGUUUCGGCAGUAGACACGAGUUUUAUACAGUGAACAUAUUAAAUCAAACCUGACGAAGGCGCCGGUACACUCAGAGAAAUGUUAGAAUACAUUUUCGAAAGAAAUUUGAUAAUUUUCCUUUCCGUGAUAUACCAUUUGCGGAAAUGUGCAACGGAAGCAUGUUUAGUUAGUUUUAUUUUAGUGCACUGCCAUUUUGGAAGAAGAAAAAAUGUUUCUCCGCACAUUUUCCACAACUGUCCUGCUUAUUAUUGCUUGCAGCAGGGCCAACGGAUCUCUGAAGUUUACCCAGCAGGACAUCACUGUCGUGGUGCAUGAAUCUACCAAAGUAAAUCUCACCUUUUCGGACCCGCCGGCGGUGAACUUGACGGUGGUCCUGGGAGUGAACCACAAGGACCUGCUGUGCAUCAACCCGUCGGAGCUGUCUGUCGCCGCGGGCGACGGGCCGGGGCAGUGGGAGAUCACGGUCUACGGCCAGGGCGCGGGCCACGCCGUCAUAACCACCAACACCUCGCUCGCUGGCGGGAACGACUCUGGCUCGGUGCCAAGCGAGUUCGACACGUUCGUGCGCGUGACCGGGCUCUACAGCCAGCCGAUCGCGCUGGUCAGCACCAUCGUGGGCUGGUUGUACUUCGUGGCCUGGUCCGUGUCCUUCUACCCGCAGAUAUACGAGAACUGGCGCAGGAAGAGUGUGGUAGGCCUCAAUUUUGACUUCCUUGCUUUGAAUCUGCUGGGCUUCGUGCUGUAUUCGCUCUUCAACUGUGGUUUAUACUGGAUCAAAGUGGUUGAGGAUGAAUAUUUUAGGCGCUACCCUCGUGGUCUAAAUCCGGUUCAAGUGAAUGACAUUUUCUUCUCGGUCCAUGCUGCAUUUGCCACUUUGAUUACCAUCAUCCAGUGUUUCAUAUUUGAGAGAGCUGUGCAGACAGUGUCCAAAACUGCCAGGACGAUUCUUGCCGUCUUUGCCGUCUUCCUCAUCAUCAGUCUGUCUGUUGCUGCUGCGAGUCUGAUAACAUGGCUGGACUUCCUCUACUACUGCUCAUACGUGAAACUGGCAAUCACACUAAUCAAAUAUGUUCCACAGGCCUGGAUGAACUUCCGAAGAAAGAGCACUGUAGGCUGGAGCAUUGGCAACAUAUUCCUAGACUUCACGGGAGGCAUGCUGAGCAUGUUGCAGAUGAUUCUGAAUGCAUACAACUACAAUGAUUGGGAUUCUAUAUUUGGUGACCCCACCAAGUUUGGACUCGGCUUAUUCUCUGUGAUGUUCGACAUCUUUUUUAUGGUACAACACUACAUUUUGUAUAGAUAUAAAUUUGAGAACAUCGGUGUGGGUAAAAUGGCAGCAGACGAGAAGAUGUAUUCGAUGAUAGGCACGCCAACAAAGAAAUCGAUCUCACCGUCAAAGUUUAAUUUACAUGCUAGUCAUAAUUAUGUGCAGUGUGAUGGUACGAAUGAGUGUUCUUUUGUAGUGUAAUUUGUUUUUAAAAUUUGUAAUGAAAGGUUUAUAAUAACUUUUACAUUUCCUUAAGAAUAGCUCGGUUAUUUUGUACUUGCUCAUUGAAAAACUCUGGUGCAUUUAGGCUUGAAGGAUCAAUUCAAAAUUUUUUUAUUAUGAUUCAGCGUAGUGCUACGUGAAGUAUCUAGGAGCAGUGAUACGUAACAACAAGGUUGAAUACUUGUUGGGAUCAUCUACUCAAACUCAAAUUGCAUUUGAAUGCUUGUUUAAUGUUUUCAUACCUUUCGAAUGAGUUUCGGAGCCAAGUUAUUUGUAGGCAGUUGAUAUGUGUAAUGGUUUGAUAUUUUGAAAAAGAGAAAGUAUUUGCAGUGUUGUGAGAACUUGCCACCUCCGUUUCCAGUGUCUUGUACGCCACAGGAAUUCUGAAUCCGGGAGACAUUAAAGGAAACAAUUGCCAUAGGGGAUUACUCAGAACUUCUAUUGGUUCUUAAUAGGGACAUUUAUUGUGUUCCAUUUGUAGCUAAUCAAAUGCAGCCAUUGUUGUCUUCAUCUUGCAAGUUGAACAAGGUAUUUUAACAUGUCCACUGUUACAUUCUUUUUAAUUUUAAUUUUUUAUUUUAAUCAACUUCCCUAAAUGGCUGUUAUUGUAAAAUUAUUAGUUAAAAAGUAUUCAGCUAGACAGUAUUUCCUAUUACAAAUUGUAGUUAGUAAGCAUUUCAUUUUCUCAAAAUUGUUUUAUUUAUAAAGUAGCAGUAGACACAAUCUCAUGAAUGUUUCUCAGUAGUUGUGGUAGACUGUGCAACAGUCAUGCAGUAGAAGGCUGUGAAUUUUCAAGUUGAUCCACUACAUUAGUGGUAUGGCUGCAUGUAUGUAUCAAGUUUUAGUGUUUGUCUGGUUGGACAAACUGAAAUAUCCUUUUUUGAACUUUUGACAGUAUGUAUGUAUUUAUGUAGCAUGUUAUAAACAUCUGAGAAUGCAAAUGACACUCCAGAUUAUCAAUAGUAAUUUUCUCUGUUGUAUGUGCUAGUUUUACAAGUAUUUGUCAUCACUAUUAGCAUUUUUUUGUGGUUGUGUAGUGUCAACAUUUUUAGUAUUUUAUUGACACUUAAAAUCAGGAAUUCACACUGCUUGCAUUUUAAUGGAUUAAAAAAAAAUCUGAAUGUGUAUUUCUAAUAUGAUUUCAAAAUAGUGUUCUUUCUUUUUCUCAGUAUUAUGCAAUACUUUUAUAUAUUGCUACUGUUUAAUCACUUGUUAUAAUAUAUGUGUUUAUAAUUUUGUAAAUUUUAAAUAAAUAAGUUUUUUUUAGUUUCCAAAGACAGUUAUACUAUUUUUUUCUUCUGAUUUUUAUAAAAAUAUAUUUUUGUUGUAUUUAAAAGUAUGUUAUAUGUUUUACUUCUUAGAAGUAUAUAAUUGUGUACAUUUUUAUAUGUUGUAUGAUCUACUUUCUUGUUAGUGAGUGACUUGGAAUACAGAAUGUGUGACUUUUUAUACAACAAUUUUUUGUUUUUAUUUAAUCUAGUUCUGGAAAAGGAUAUAUUUGUCUUUUACUCUGAAGUAUUUCAUAAGGUAUGAUAAUAGAUAGUAUGUAGUAGCCUGUGUUUGUAUCUGGUAUCAUAGCAAGAUUUUUUUUAAAAAAUACCUAGGAUGUUUAUGCAAAGAAGUUAGUUGUGUGGUUCCCUUGUAGAGAUCUGUUGCAAUAUUAUUGUUUUUCUGUUUUGUUAAUAUGUUUUAAAAUAAAUAUACAGUAUAAA
Bacillus rossius redtenbacheri is the source of this 3698-nucleotide messenger RNA. RefSeq names its product cystinosin homolog (gene Ctns). Gene Ontology annotation, molecular function: L-cystine transmembrane transporter activity. Gene Ontology annotation, biological process: L-cystine transport. Lineage: Eukaryota; Metazoa; Arthropoda; Insecta; Phasmatodea; Bacillidae. The transcript has 12 exons. Gene Ontology annotation, cellular component: lysosomal membrane. The coding region runs from base 706 to 1965 and encodes 419 amino acids. The record is from RefSeq and is a predicted model, not a curated record.